This is a messenger RNA of Aaosphaeria arxii CBS 175.79, 2026 nucleotides long. Its product is annotated as farnesyl-diphosphate farnesyltransferase. The coding region runs from base 193 to 1641 and encodes 482 amino acids. Gene Ontology annotation, biological process: farnesyl diphosphate metabolic process; ergosterol biosynthetic process. The transcript is spliced from 4 exons. NCBI's taxonomy places the organism in Eukaryota, Fungi, Ascomycota, Dothideomycetes, Pleosporales. Gene Ontology annotation, molecular function: squalene synthase [NAD(P)H] activity. The record is from RefSeq and is a predicted model, not a curated record. Gene Ontology annotation, cellular component: endoplasmic reticulum membrane.
GCACCAAAACGAUUCCUCGAGCUCCUGUUUUCCCCCCACCGAUGGUUGCUCUGUCAGCUAGGUGAAUUUUUCUUGUUUUCUAUUCGGCCUACGUCGAUCAAAUCCACUCCAUUGGACUUACCCCCGUAGUCUGCCGCUAGCUUUGAGAAAACUUGCUCCCUUCCUCCUCUCCUUAAAACCUCCUCCUCCACCAUGGUCAGCGCUUCUUCAGUAGGUUACUACCUGUUCCAUCCUCAGGAGUUGAGGUCAAUCAUCCAAUGGAAAGUGUGGCACAACCCUGUCCAUGAACGCGAUGAGACUAAGGAGAGCGAAACCCUUCAACGAUGCUUCCACUUCCUUGACUUGACCAGUCGCAGCUUCAGCGCUGUCAUCAAGGAGCUACACCCCGAUCUUCUCGUGCCUGUUGCGCUCUUUUACCUCGUUCUCCGAGGACUGGACACCAUCGAAGAUGAUAUGACCAUCCCCCUUGAGAAGAAGGAGCCCAUCCUGCGAAAUUUCCAGGACCUUCUUGAAAAAGACGGAUGGACUUUCACAGAGAACGGACCCAAUGAGAAGGAUAGGCAGCUCUUAGUUGAGUUCAAUGUCGUUAUCGAGGAGUUCAAGAAGAUCAAGCCUGAAUACAAGGUCAUCAUCAAGGAUAUCACCAAGCGCAUGGGCAAUGGCAUGGCAGACUAUGCCAACAACGCAGAGCACAACAUCAACGGUGUCAAUACCAUCAAGGACUACGAGCUGUACUGCCAUUACGUCGCUGGCUUGGUUGGUGAAGGCUGCACGCGACUCUUCGUUGAGGCUGGCCUAGCAAACCCUGUCCUCCUCAAGCGCCCAGAAUUGAUGGAGUCCAUGGGUCAAUUCCUCCAGCAAGUCAACAUCAUCCGCGACAUCAAGGAAGAUAUUGAUGAUAAGCGACGGUUCUGGCCAAAGGAGAUCUGGUCCAAGCACGUCGCCAAGUUCGAGGACCUUUUCGAGCCUGAAAACAAGGAGAAAGCCUUGGCUUGCAGUUCCGAGAUGAUUCUCACCUGCCUGAAUCGUGCCGAUGACUGCCUUUACUACCUUGCUGGUUUGAAGGAGCAGAGUGUUUUCAACUUCUGUGCAAUUCCACAAAGCAUGGCCAUUGCCACCCUGGACGUUUGCUUCCAAAACCACGACAUCUUCAAGAAGAACGUCAAGAUCACAAAGGGGCAAGCUUGCCAAUUGAUGUUGGAGUCAUCUCAAAAUCUAAAGCUAGUCUGCGAUGUCUUCCAACGAUUCACCCGAUCUAUUCACAAGAAGAACAACCCCCACGACCCCAACUUCCUAAAGAUCAGCAUCGCUUGCGGAAAGAUCGAACAAUUCAUUGAGUCCAUCUUCCCAUCACAAAAGAAGCCGGAGGGCGCCGCCGGUGUGCCGGUAAUGACCGCAGAGGAGGCUGCGAAGAAAAAGGCUGAGGAGCAAGAGGCUAAAUGGGAUAUGAUUUACAUGAUUAUGGCUGUGGUUAUUACACUGGUUGUUAUCACGUCGUCCAUGUUGUUUGUUGCCUGGUUGGCUGGUGCACGGUUCGAUCUUGCCUUUGGUCAAGCUAAGCAGCAAUUGGGUGAAUUGUUUGGCUCUGGUUCAGAUGCCAAAAACACCAUUGCACCUUCAUCAGACCAUAGUGAGCUUUAAACGGCGGGUACGUACAUGUUUUGUCCAUAUGUAAUUAUAAUGCACAACGUUUAACUUCGACCGGGUGGGAAUGACCCCGAGCAACACUAACCUGCAUCUUUGAUGAUCGAUUCAGUGAAAGGUAUAGGAACCUACCUAGGUAGGUAGGAUUUGUUUGCGUGAUGCCUUAGCACGGAUGUCAAAUUGCAAUUCUGCCAAUCAAUGGCUGUAGUUGUGCCGAAGAUGUGCUUAAAUCAAUACACGCUCUGCUCAGCGAUGAGGCUACCUUGGACCUUGCUCUAUUUUUUAGAGUGGAGGACUGGGGUAGAGGUGUGGACAUUCUUUCAUUAUGGAAAACCGCUUUUGCGCCAUGCAUUAGAAUAGAUACGACAACCCUUCAGAAAUC